Epithele typhae is the source of this 990-nucleotide messenger RNA. RefSeq lists its product as uncharacterized. The transcript is spliced from 2 exons. The coding region runs from base 1 to 990 and encodes 329 amino acids. The record is from RefSeq and is a predicted model, not a curated record. NCBI's taxonomy places the organism in Eukaryota, Fungi, Basidiomycota, Agaricomycetes, Polyporales, Epitheliaceae.
AUGCCCUACCGCUCCCCUCCUCCUCCGGUCCCAAGCUCCCCAUCUGAGUAUUCUGAGCGCAGCUCUUAUAUCGAAAAGGCGCCGUGGUACGAGCAGAUCGCGCCCAUCUGCGCCACCUUCCUCCAGACCAAGGCCAACGAAUGCUCUGACUGGCACGCGGUUGGCCCGUUCAUUGCGCGCGCCAUUGCUCGCAGUGGGUACCGGCCGAGGACCGUCUGGGUGGCCAUGGUGUUGAUCGACCGUCUCGCAUGCGAGAUGAACACCAAGAUGCAGACUGCCCAAGAGCUAUUUGCGCCGGCGUUCAUCCUCGCCGCCGAUGAGCAAUGCGAGGGCGCCCACUUCUCAUCCAAUAAAUGGGCGGAGGAUAUCUUCGGCGGGUACUGGGAGGCUGGGGCGAUCGAGGAGAUGCGAGGGCGCAUGUCGCGGCUGCUCAAUCACGACUUCGGCAUGAACAGGGAGGAAGUCGGUGGUUUCAAGAGAGCCUUGACGGCGAUGCACGAGGCCCGCGCACCCACCCCUCCUCUGCACCGCAAGCCCCGGGGCUUGCCCCCUCCCUCAUGUCUGCCUCCUCCCCCGCGCACGCGACCUCCCUCAUCCUUGCCUCCUCCCCCCAACACGCCCACUGUCUCGCACCCGUCGUACUCGCAGUCCCCCGGAAACUAUUCCCGCUCCCCUCCAGGCCACCCUCCCCCCUACGUCCCCAUCGGUGGACCCAUUGGUGUACACCCCGAGUCUCGCCUUAGGCUGCCAGAUCUGUCGAAAUACCGGUCUCCCCCGCCGCAGAAGCUUCGGGAGCUCACCCCGAGCCCGCCCUUGGACUCGCCUGUGAGCCCCGAGCUUGCGACCCCGGUGGACUACGUCCCGCGCGGUGCUCGUCCUGGCGCCAUUCCAGUGUAUCAGCCGCAGCCGUCGAAGCCUGCCAGCGUGCAGUACCCAUUCCUGUACCAGCAAUAUGCUGGCUACUACGCGGGCGAGAGUGGGAGGCGUUAG